Molecule: messenger RNA, 1467 nt
Organism: Pediculus humanus corporis (human body louse)
Lineage: Eukaryota; Metazoa; Arthropoda; Insecta; Psocodea; Pediculidae
Product: restnoblastoma-binding protein, putative
Exons: 9
Coding region: 1-1467 (488 amino acids)
Cellular component (GO): Set1C/COMPASS complex
Molecular function (GO): protein binding
Source: RefSeq, a predicted model, not a curated record
AUGAAGGCGGGAAAAUUUACGCAAUCUUUUGGACAAAACUAUCCGGAGGAAUUCGAUGGAGCAUUAGACUGUAUUUCUUUAGCUGUAACUUGUUCGUUUAAUAAAAGAGGAACACUAUUAGCUGUUGGAUGUAACGAUGGAAGAAUUGUUAUUUGGGAUUUUUUAACUCGAGGAAUUGCUAAAAUAAUUAGUUCCCAUGUUCAUCCUGUUUGUUCUUUAAGUUGGUCGAGAGAUGGAUACAAACUAUUAUCGGCAUCAACCGAUAAUAAUGUAUGUAUAUGGGAGAUUCUCAGUGGAGAAUGUACACAAAAAUAUAGAUUUCCUUCACCAAUUUUAAAAGUUCAAUUUCAUCCUAGAAAUGACAAAAUGUUUUUAGUUUGCCCAAUGAGACAUGCUGCUGUUUUGGUUGAUGUCGAUGGCGAACAUCAAAUUGUACCUUUAGACGAAGAUAAUGAUCUGAAUAUAGUGGCAUCAUUUGAUAGAAGAGGAGAAUAUAUAUAUACUGGAAAUUCCAAAGGAAAGGUUUGCAUUUAUCAAACUACCGAUUUAACACUAAAAUCGUCUUUUAAAGUCAUGCUUGGAACUGCGAGUACGACAAGUAUAAAAAGUAUAGAAUUUGCUAGGAGAGGAGAAUGUUUUUUAGUAAAUACAGCUGAUAGAGUUAUAAGAGUGUAUAAUGGAUCUGAAGUAAUUGGGUCUGGUAGAGAUGGAGAACCUGAACCUGUUCAAAAACUCCAAGAUUUAGUUAACAAGACAACAUGGAAAAAGUGUUGCUUUUCCGGUGAUGGAGAAUAUAUUUGUGCUGGUUCAGCUCGACAACAUGCUUUGUACAUUUGGGAAAAAGCUACUGGAGUUUUAAUGAAAAUUCUUCAUGGUACCAAAGGAGAAGUUUUGCUUGAUGUUGUGUGGCAUCCUGUGAGGCCUAUCAUAACAUCAAUAUCAUCUGGUGUAGUUUCAGUUUGGGCUCAGAAUCAGGUAGAAAAUUGGUCUGCUUUUGCUCCUGAUUUUAAAGAAUUGGAUGAAAAUGUCGAAUAUGAAGAAAAAGAAUCUGAAUUUGAUAUUGAUGAUGAAGAUAAAUCAAUCGAAGCUGGUCCUCAGCAUGAGGAUGAAGAUUUAGAGGUGGAUGUUUGCACAAGGGAAAAAGUAGCUGCUUUUUGUAGUUCCGAUGAGGAUGAAGAAGAUUUGUCAUCUCUUCAAUUUUUACCCAUUGCUCCUGAAGUUGAGGAUCCCGAAGAUGGAUGGCAAGCUACUGGAGUUCCAGAUCAUACUAUAGAAAAAGAAAAAGAAAGCAAAGAAAACACUUCGCCGCCUGUCAAAAAAAAAAAGUAUAAAUCAUAUGAUGUAAAAUUGGAGGGGCCUCCUUGUGAAGAAACUCAUCCUUUGCUUAUACAAUGGAGAUCGAAAGAAAAAACUUCUGCUGGAAAGAAACCACUAAAACCUAGAUCGGAGAAAAGACCCAAUAAGUGA